AUGAAAUGCGUCAAUGCCAUCCCAGCAAUGGUCGUCCUCCUGCUUGCAUUCCCCGGACCCACUGGCACCAUGAGGGUUGGGAACGCAACAUUGACAUGCGAUGGAAUGCACAAGCUGUUCAGGUCGAACCAAGAGUCUGUUGAGAGCGAAAACGACGCGGUGAAAGUCGAGCUGGCGGUAGACUGUCGGGACAGACUCUUUCAUCUGGAUCGCCUUCCUUCCUGGGUGAUCGGCCUACCUGUGCUCCUAGAGGCUACGGAUGGAUACCACGAGGUCGUCAUGAGACUCCCGGCGCCCUCGCUGUCUGUCGACGACAAAUGUCGUCUGGUUGUCAGGAGUCCGCAGAGCUCGCAGGUUGUCGAGGCAGCGGGAGACUUGAACGUUGAGUUUGACUCGACGUUGACGCUGGAUGUUGUCGGCAUGUACUCCUGCCUCGGGGAGGAGGAGCCGUGUAUGUUGGUGGUGGAGGUGGACGAGGAAGUGGUCUGGACAGGCACCUGCUCGUCCUCUUGUACAGCGAAGAGCUACUGGCUGCAUGGCCAGCUGCCGGAGCCUUCUCCUGUUCCCCUGCCUGUGCUCACGACGUGCACUGUAGGGGGAGGGGAGCAUGCACUGAAGCUCUCAGUCAAGAAUGCUGCCGGGACUGAACUCUGCAGAGCAGCACGGACCAAGUUCUUUGUGGCGAGUGAGCACCAGCACCAGCACCAGCACCAGCACCAGCACCAGCACCAGCACCAGCACCAGCACCAAGUUACUCUCAACUUGACGGAUCAGAUUCUGAGGCAGCAGCGGCGAAAGGAGGAGCACCUGGAGACCUUCGGGACUCGAGGCAGGAGAAUGUUGACCCGCACUUUGCAGAUUGGAGGAGCAGGAGCAGGAGCAGGAGCAGGAGCAGGAGCAGGAGCAGGAGCAGCAGGAGCAGGAGCAGGAGCAGGAGCAGGAGCAGCAGGAGCAGCAGGAGCAGGAGUAGGAGCAGCAGCAGGAGCAGCAGGAGCAGGAGUAGGAGCAGCAGCAGGAGCAGCAGGAGCAGCAGGAGCAGGGGAGGUCCCUCUGGUGUUCUUCGACGGGAUGAGCGCUGAGCUCAUGGGUCACGACUUCUUCUUCUUCACCUGCGACAACAACGGGUGGGAGGGGAGCAUUACCCAGCUCUCAGCCCAGCUGCUGUCCAGCUGGCAGGGCAGGGGAGGGGUGGUGCUGGAUGUGGGCGCUAACUCGGGGUUCUACUCCGUGCUGGGGGGUGUGCUGGGGUUCAGGACGUUCUCCUUCGAGGUGCAGCUAGAGUGUCUGGAGCUGGUGGAGGAGGCGACGAGGGCUAACGACGUGCGGGACCUGGUAGAGCCCCUGCUGCUGGGGCUGGCGGAGGGGACAAGGUGGGUAAGAUCGACGAUGGGUAGGUGCGACGGGAGCAACUUUGUGGUGGAGGAGAGGAAGGAAGGGAGGGAGGAGGGGGAGGAGGGAGAGGAGGGGGACGGGGAAGGAGGUGGGAGCGUUCUGGCCGUCUCCUUCGACGAGUUUGCGCGGUCGUUCCCCGGGUUCCCCGUUGAUGAGGAGGUGGUGCUUGUCAAGAUCGACGUGGAGGGGGCGGAGGCGCUGGUGCUGCGGGGGAUGAGGGAGUGGAUGGGUAGGAGGAUGAUCAGGAACCUGAUCGUGGAGACAACUCCAGCUGACUGGAAGCGGUACGUGGAGCUGGCGACCUUCGAGGAGCAGCUGGGAUCCCUGCUAGACAUGCAGCAAUCGUACGGCUUCCUGUGCCUUACCCUCUUCAUCGCCGAGGGCCCCAGGAGGCUCUGGGACGGAGCCCUCCCCUUCGUCGUUCAGGUCGACAGGCAGUGGGUGCAGGAGCGGCUACCUCAGGGGGUCGAGCAGCCCUGCGAGGGGGACGAGAGGAACGGAGCAAGCUUCUUCCUGGUGCUCGACCUGGAGCGAUUCAUUCGGGAGUACUGCCUCAAGUCGGAGGGGGAGGCCCCAAGAGGAGGAGGAGGGUGCGGCAACCUCUGGUUCCACCUGCCGCAGGGCCCGCAAACUACUCCGUCUGCAUGA
Molecule: messenger RNA, 2040 nt
Organism: Guillardia theta CCMP2712
Lineage: Eukaryota; Cryptophyceae; Pyrenomonadales; Geminigeraceae
Exons: 8
Coding region: 1-2040 (679 amino acids)
Source: RefSeq, a predicted model, not a curated record